CAAACCCAAGCAAUCGGAAACAGGACAUAUUUGCCGCUACGAAUAUUUGUACGACUCGCCUCCCACGCAGCACCAUGUCGUUCGAGCCCAAGCACAAGGUGGAGCUCGAGCCUCCUAAGGACGACAUCAUCAGUCUCGACUAUCUCGCCAAGUGUGACGGAAAGCAUGAAGGAUACCCUACAUACGUCGCGAUCAAGGGCACGGUCUUCGAUGUGACGGGUAACAAAGCCUACGGCCCUGAAGGCUCGUACAAAGUCUUCGCUGGCAAAGAUGCUUCUCGAGCUCUGGCACAGUCAUCACUGAAGGAAGACCAAUGCCGACCGGAUUGGUACGAUCUGACGGAUGAUCAGAAGAAGGUGCUGAAUGAUUGGUUCACUUUUUUCAGCAAGCGGUAUAAUGUCAAGGGCAAGGUGGAAGGUGCCACGAAUACUGGAGAGUAAAUGGGAAAAAAGAGUAACAGCACGAGCGGCACUCCAAAGAUGAGAAAGCUUUCACUUUCUCUUGUCAUUAUGCGUCUCUUCUCUCAUGAUCCUUGAACCCACAAUAUCCCACGAACUGAACGAUCGCUGAAAAAUAAAAAGCACUCAAUGGGUAUGUCCACAACGCC
Molecule: messenger RNA, 607 nt
Organism: Cercospora beticola
Lineage: Eukaryota; Fungi; Ascomycota; Dothideomycetes; Mycosphaerellales; Mycosphaerellaceae
Cellular component (GO): membrane; endoplasmic reticulum; endomembrane system
Source: RefSeq, a predicted model, not a curated record